Symbiodinium sp. CCMP2456 is the source of this 2693-nucleotide messenger RNA. The record is from the annotation of a GenBank genome assembly. NCBI's taxonomy places the organism in Eukaryota, Dinophyceae, Suessiales, Symbiodiniaceae.
AUGGAGAAAAACAGUCGGAUGCGCACAUUGAGCCACUACGCGUCCAACUUCUAUGUCUUUGCGCGGUGCCGUACCCGCAGCUCCUUCCCUUUGUGGCCAGUGGCUUAUACUCGUGCAUUAUUCCUUUGCAUGCUGAUCGUCGAGGCUGUCCAUUUCAACCUUGCCACGCUGGUCAGGUACCUACUCGAGACUACAAGUUGCCCGCGAAUGCCGGAAUCUCUUCGGCGCUGCAAGUACCUCAUCUUCUCAUGCAUCACCGUGGCACAGCACAAUACUCUACCUGCAGAGCUGCCUGUCAGGCAGCAGCCCUCCCGGACCACGACAACAUUUUGCAGCCGCCCGGGUCCCAAGUCCCGGGACAGCAACUCCGCAGCCAAGGCACCCGGGACCCCCUACUAUACGGAAGAGGGCGCUCCAGCGAGCGGUGACAAGGGCGAGCCAGAGCACCACAUCCACAACAUGGCGCCUCGAGUUCGCUACCGAGAGCUCCUAACAUGGCUGUCCAAAGAACAAGUCGAGGGGCGGGGGCACGACAUCUGCAUCAUAGUGGAGACGGCCUGGAAAGAGGACUUGGAGUACACGGCCGCUGCCGAGGGUAAUCCAGAUGCCAAGUGGCAUGCUGUCCACAGCUCAGGGCCCGAACAUUCGGGCAUACUUUGCUUGAUCCGAGCAGGAGUGGCCAGCCCAGAGAGCCUCCGCUAUCAUGUCCUCAGUCCUGGCCGGCUCCUCCACCUUCGCGUCCUGUUCCAGGCGCCGUUCGACAUACUUUGCACUUAUCAGUGGGCCUGGAAUCCUGGGAAUGCCGCGUUCAGGGGAAACACCGCAUCAACCAAAAAAACGAAGCAACACCGCGACCUCUGCAAGCUCAUAGACAAAUGGCUAGGAAGCAGACCUCAGCGUAGCUUUGUGGCCCUUGCAGGCGACUUCAAUGCUGGCCUGGUCGCCGAGCAAACGGUUUGCGGCCAGGGCGUGGUUAAAGAAGCGGGUGCGGCACAUCCAGACCAAAGUGUUUUCCAGGAACUUCUACGCACACAUAGACGCUGCGCUCUUAACACCUGGACAGGUAGAGGCCGCAAAGCCCGCACCUACAUACCUCCCAACGCCACAGCCCAGCAUGGAUCUCAGAUAGACUUCGUCAUUGUGAAGGAUAUCCAUGCGGAUCAUAUCGCCAGGAAAGCGGCGCCCUUCGUGUCGGAGCUCGCCCAGAAGACAGGCAGUGACGGCUCGGCUCCCACCGAAACAGGUCAACAGUCCAACAUACUCCACCACGAGGUGUCCAUGGCCCUGUCUCACACAGCUUCAGAGGAAGCACCCGUUGCAGACCUGGACCACAUGCUCUUGAAAGGCUGGAAGAGUGCAGUUACUCGAAUGGACCCGCAAGGCGGUCAACGGCCUGCACCAAGACAGGAUGCUCUCACCCCGCAGGUGCAGGCAAUGUGGCAGACCAGGGACGUGCUACACCGCCCAAGCGUGUCUCUAGGGCGAUGGAGGCGGGCAGGGGUGAACUUGAGGACAGUAUUUCAAGUCUGGGCACACACCACUCGUCUGCAGACACAGACCCGGACUUUACGCCAGGCCUGCCGCUACAAGAAGAUCCAGCGCGUGGCCGAAGUGGUGGUGGCGGACAAUGUGUUUCAAGCAGCCAAGCAGUUCGCCCCUCGCAACCCGAGGCGCAGGCUACAGUUGCGCACUGCCGACGGCCAGCUGCAAACCCAUGAGGCCGAGUUCCAUCAGAUAGUUCAACACUUCAAGGACCUCUACGACGGCCCAGAGUCCGCGCACCCCACCCUCUCGGAGGCCGUCGGCAUUACGCUGUCGGAGCUGAAUUCGGCCUUCGACCGACUCAAGCCAGGCAAGGCCCUCCCCGGAACCAGUGCACCGGCAGCCUUGUGGAAAUGCUACAAGCUGCAGGUCCUACCGUUCUUGAGGCUCCAGUACGACCACCACCUCCAGCCCGGAGCCACCAGCUUACCCAGAGCAUGGUGCCUAAGCGAGUUGGUACUAUUACCCAACCCGGGGACCGGGGAAACCUAUGAAAUCCCCGACGCACCUCAGGCCGAUCUCACUGCUGCCACUCCAAGCCAAACUCCUGGCGGCGGUUCUUGCCAGCAGACUCCAAGGCCCGGCCAAUGUCUUCUUGCAGAAAUCCCGCAGUACGCUUAUGUCAGCGGCCGGUCUUUGUCACAGGCCCUGGAGAGAGUCAUUGGCCAUUGUGCAAGUGUCCGCAAACUCGUUCAGGCCAGCGCCAACAACAUACAUGGCAAACGUCAGGGACGAGCCGGGCUCGGCCUCUACGGAGGCUGCCACCUCUCACUCGACAUCUCCUGUGCUUACGACCAUGUUCCUUGGCAGUCCCUGGACAAAGCUCUCCAGGCCGCGGCGGUACCAGCACCUCUCACACAGGCCAUCAUGCUCAUACAUCACACAGCCGGCCUGCGCAUUAAACACUGCGGUCUCGAACAAACUGUCAGUCUCCGGCGCGGACUCCACCAAGGCUGUGGUUUAUCACCACUGCUGUGGGCAGUGUACUGCGGAUGGCUGUUGCAAGGCAUGUCCGAGCCUGAGGUUCUCGACGUUCUUCAGACCAAUACUAGUUAUGCCGACGACAUGCACUAUGCUUGGACAAUCUUGAAUGGCAGGGACCUCGAAAAGGCUUACGCGGCCAUGAAGCACAUCCUGACCUACCUGUGCAG